AUGCAGCAGGCUGUGGCGGAAGAGAUCACGGUUGUGCGCCAUCCUGCGGCAGUGGGAAGUGCGGGCGCGGAUUUGCCUUUGCCUAGCCUGGAAGGCUACACCAUUGUGGUGCCAGCAUUCUGCGUCGGUAAUGUGAGCCAGCUCUGUGCGGACGUGCUGGUGGCCACGUUGUCCAUGAUGCCGGCCCUCGCUUUGGACCAUCCGGCUCUGGUCCCGGCUAUCGGCAACGCCCUGCCCCGUGAGCGCCAGGUCGAGGGCAUGGUUCCAGGCAUCAUGACGGCUGCUGAAGGUGGGUUGCCUUGCUUUGCCUGGCCCGUGCACCUUGCUCACCGCUGUUACGAACAGCGGCUCACCGUUGGCGCGUGA
Monosiga brevicollis MX1 is the source of this 366-nucleotide messenger RNA. RefSeq lists its product as uncharacterized. The transcript has a single exon. The record is from RefSeq and is a predicted model, not a curated record. Gene Ontology annotation, cellular component: nucleus; cytosol. Gene Ontology annotation, biological process: proteasome assembly. Bases 1 to 366 code for a protein of 121 amino acids. NCBI's taxonomy places the organism in Eukaryota, Choanoflagellata, Craspedida, Salpingoecidae.